AAGUGCUUUAAAAAAAUGUAUAUGAAAAAUGGGCUAGGCACUGCACUAACAUCUUACCUUCUUAUAUAGACAUGUCCCAGUAUACACUAUGGAGCCUUCCUAAAGAUAUUCGCCAUAUCAUGCGAAUAUACCAUCAGGCUUCCCUUGAUAUCACCAGUGCUUAUCGUAAUGAUUAUAUUCGAAAGUACUUACAGAAAUCAGAUCCUCAAUAUAAUAUCUUCAGAAGGUAUAAAUUAUUACAUGAAAGACCUGAUUCCAAGCAUUUAAAUUACCGAAGUGAUGGGAGAACUGCUCCUUGGUUUCAAUUCAAUCCAAAUGACUUUGAACCAAUCUUGUCUAAAGUCAUAAGCCCUAUUUUCGAAUCCACUAAUUCUAAAAAAUCAAUCUGGGGUGAUUUAGAAAAUUUCAAUGUUGAUGAUCUUUUCAAUUCAAAUGUGCAUUCUCAAGAACAACCUGCUCUAAUAAGUGAUUCCAACGUAUCGUCGAAACCUUUGCCUGCAUUCGAAUCUAAUAUCAUGUCAAUCCUAAGGUGCUACUAUCAACCUUAUCAAGAAAUACCCAAGGUUAACCGUUUGUUGAAAUCGUUCCACUGGUACCGUAAUACUUUGCAAAAUACUCCCAUUAUUAUAUUUUUGAAGCAGAAGAACCGAUUGUUUGCUCAGUCUUCUCUUUCCCACAUCAACAAACCUUUAGUUGAUUUGAAUAACUACAUGAAUGAUUUAUCUCUCCAGUUUUUCAACCAGGAAAAUUUCGAAUCCGGUGAUGACAAGUUGAAAAGAAAUUAUCAUUUGACUGAUUUGACCUUGGUGGAUAUCUUCAAUAUGGCUAUCAAGACAGAAUCGCUAACAUCUUUGGAUUCACUAAAUUGGUCUCGCAUUAAUCAAGUCGAGGAUAAAUUAGCAUCGGUGCUACUGAAACAUCAACAAGUGAAUGUAAUUGAUUCCAACUCCACAGUUGUUGACAAAAAGGGUUCGGUUUCAAGAAAAUUCAUUCAAGAAAACCCUCUUUCGAGAAUCUCCAAUAGUUUAUUACAGGACCCUACUCAAAUCAAAUACAUCUUUCCUUAUGAUUUACAGUAUUCCUCUUACCAAAUGAUAACAAUCGAACAACCAGUCAUACAAGAAGACCACUCCUUUUUACUUGAUCAUUUACAGAAACAAAGUGAUGACUUUGAAAUUAUCGCAGUUAGAUUGUCUCUAAACAAUGAUUUAAUUAGUAACUUUUUUACAAAUGACCUCUCGUCCUCCUCUAAGAUACCAAGUGGUAACUACCAAGAUAUGCUUCAGGCCGCUAAAAGGUCUCACUUGUCCCUGGAGCCUAACGAUCCUCAUGCCCACAUUGCUUCUUGUAUCAAAAAAUUGGGUGAAAUGGGUUUGGCUACCGUUGAUGAGGGCUCUACUAAAAACUGCAUUUACCUAUUCUCUUCGAACCAAUGA
Hyphopichia burtonii NRRL Y-1933 is the source of this 1436-nucleotide messenger RNA. RefSeq lists its product as uncharacterized. NCBI's taxonomy places the organism in Eukaryota, Fungi, Ascomycota, Pichiomycetes, Serinales, Debaryomycetaceae. The transcript has a single exon. The coding region runs from base 72 to 1436 and encodes 454 amino acids. The record is from RefSeq and is a predicted model, not a curated record.